This is a messenger RNA of Centruroides sculpturatus (bark scorpion), 2854 nucleotides long. It is a transcript of the gene Galphai, whose product is annotated as guanine nucleotide-binding protein G(i) subunit alpha-like. Gene Ontology annotation, cellular component: heterotrimeric G-protein complex. Gene Ontology annotation, molecular function: G-protein beta/gamma-subunit complex binding; G protein-coupled receptor binding; GTP binding. Lineage: Eukaryota; Metazoa; Arthropoda; Arachnida; Scorpiones; Buthidae. The transcript is spliced from 10 exons. Bases 247 to 1401 code for a protein of 384 amino acids. The record is from RefSeq and is a predicted model, not a curated record. Gene Ontology annotation, biological process: adenylate cyclase-modulating G protein-coupled receptor signaling pathway.
UCGGCAGAAGGCGCUGUCACAGUUGAGGAGCGAAUUUAACGGAAGAAGUUGAAGAGUAGGGACUAGGGAGUGUUGUCACGUGUUAAUUGCCAUGUUAUUAGAAAUCUAAUCAUUUACAAAGAGUUUUUUUUAUAUGCCUGUAGUGUGUAAUUGUGUUUUUAUACUUUAAUUAACAAUUUGGAUAAUUGAGCUUAUUAUUUGAACAAUUAAUUUUAUUUGAACUGGUUCAUAAGCCUAAAGUCAGCAAUGGGUUGUGCUGUCAGUUCCUCUGCUGACAAAGAGGCAGUCGAGAGAUCCAAGAAGAUAGAUAAAGAUUUGAGAGCCGAUGGAGAAAGACAAGCCAGAGAAGCUAAACUAUUAUUAUUGGGUGCUGGUGAAUCAGGGAAAAGUACUAUUGCUAAACAAAUGAAAAUUAUACAUGAAUCUGGUUAUUCCAAAGAAGAAUGUCUUAAAUAUCGACUAGUUGUACACAGUAACACUAUACAAAGUUUAAUAAUUAUUAUAAGGGCAAUGGGACAGCUAAAAAUUAAUUUUGGUGAUCCUAUGAGAACAGAAGAUGCUCGUCAGUUUUUUACAAUUGCUGGAACUUCCCAAGAAGGUGAAUUGACACCUGAAUUAGCAGCAAUAAUGAAGAAACUGUGGUUAGAUUCUGGAGUGCAAGAAUGCUUUACACGUUCUAGGGAAUAUCAGUUAAAUGAUUCUGCACCAUAUUACCUGAAUUCUUUGGACAGAAUUUCACAACCUAAUUAUAUACCAAGUCAGCAAGAUGUUUUGAGAACAAGGAUUAAAACAACUGGAAUUGUAGAAACACUUUUUACAUUCAAAGGUCUUCAUUUCAAAAUGUUUGAUGUUGGUGGACAGAGAUCAGAAAGAAAAAAAUGGAUUCAUUGUUUUGAAAGUGUUACUGCUAUUAUAUUUUGUGUAGCUUUGUUUGAUGUUGGUGGACAGAGAUCAGAAAGAAAAAAAUGGAUUCAUUGUUUUGAAAGUGUUACUGCUAUUAUAUUUUGUGUAGCUUUAAGUGGUUAUGACUUAGUUCUUGCUGAAGAUGAGGAAAUGAAUCGCAUGUCAGAAAGUUUAAAACUUUUUGAUUCGAUAUGUAACAACAAAUGGUUUGUUAAUACAUCCAUUAUAUUAUUUUUGAACAAGAAAGAUUUAUUUGAAGAAAAAAUAACUAAAUCACCUCUAACGAUUUGUUUUCCAGAAUAUACAGGACGUAACACGUAUGAAGAAGCAGCUGCAUACAUUCAGAUGAAAUUUGAAAGUCAGAAUAAGCGUAAAGACACAAAAGAAAUUUACACACACUUCACUUGUGCCACAGAUACCAAUAACAUUCAAUUCGUUUUUGAUGCUGUUACUGAUGUCAUCAUCAAACACAACCUUAAAGAUUGUGGUCUAUUUUGAAAGGUAAUUGAUAGUUCCAAAUUAAGAAAAGCAACAAUCAAAGACUGUCUACAGAAUUCCAUUGCUUCUCAUGGAUGUAUGUUCACUGUGCCAAUUUAUGCAUUUUGAUAUGAAGUUUUCUGAAAAUGUCUUCCUUCUUUCAGAGUCUCGUGCCUUUCUCUCCUUUAAACUGCGUGCCAAUAUGUAUAAAAAAAAUGACCAAAUGUUUUUUCCACUCAAAGGGCAUAAAUGUGUAUGUUGUGAAUAACACUUCUAUUUUUUCACUAUUUACAGAAUUAAAUUAAAAUGACUGAAUAAAAAUAAAUGGGGAAAACAAGUCAUUCUUGACCUAUUUGCAAAGUACAGUACAUUGCAAUGUUGAAUUUGUAAAAUUUUCCUUUUUUCAUUUUUAAAUAAGCAAAAAACAUACUUUAUAAUGUUUUGUAAUGAAUGAAACAUUAAUAAUAUAAACUGUUAUAAAUUUCUUUAAAAAAAUAAUCAGUUAUGAGAUGAAAAAAAAAGUAAAUAUUUUAAGCUUGGGCAUUUAUAUUUGUUGUUUUGCAUGAUUAUUAAAAUUAUUUGAAUUUUAAAGUAAUGAAGCAAAAUGGUUGAAACAAUUGACAGCUUUAUAAAAAAAAAUAAUAAAAUUAUUACUUUUUGUGUUAACUUUAUUACAAUUAUUAUUAUUGGUUUCAGUCAUGUUCUUUUGUAUAAAAAAAAAAUAAGAUUUUACCUGUUUGUUAUUGUUUUUUUUUCUCUUCUUUCACUGUAUAUUAUUAUAAUUUAAUCUGUAAAAUGAUCACUUCACUCAAGAGUUUGGAUAAUCACUUUCCAUUAAUGGAAGUUGUCUUCACAAUCUGUGAUAUGUUGAAAUAGGUUCAUUGUGGAAGUAACAGUCUUAAACAAAUUCUGAAAAUCAUCAUUUAUAUCAAACUCGAAAAAAAUAAUAACUGUUGAUUUUAACAAUUAUUAUUGUCUUUUAUUAUACCAACAUAAUAGAAAUGAUCAUUCCCACAAUGUAUUUUUAUAUAUUUAAUCAAUGGAAUAAAAGUUUUGAUGGACCAAUUUUCUUCCAGAACAUUGUACAUAUUGAAUUUUUAUUGUGUAUGCAUAUUGGGCAUUGUUACUUUUUUAUAACUUUUUCCUUAUCAGUGAGUGCUAUACUACCUAACUGCUUUGUCAGAAGUUAAAAGUACAUGUUAAUUUGUUAAACAAAUAACUGGCAAAAGAGAGAGAGAAUUUCACUCACAAAUAAUACUGUUUGUGACUUUAUUUCCUCUCCAUUUUAUCUGGAGCUAAUUUGUUAAAAAAAAUCAAAUUUUUAACAAGAUAUUAGAUAAAACAUAUUAAUAAAUAUUGUUAAUAUUUUUAAUCUAUUAUCAAGAACUAUCUUAUAAUUGUGGUUUAUAAUUACAUACAAGAGAGAAUUGUGAAGUUUCAUAUUCUAAAGCUGUUCUAUAAUUUCAAAAAAAAA